This is a messenger RNA of Trichomycterus rosablanca, 3483 nucleotides long. It is a transcript of the gene ercc5, whose product is annotated as excision repair cross-complementation group 5. NCBI's taxonomy places the organism in Eukaryota, Metazoa, Chordata, Actinopteri, Siluriformes, Trichomycteridae. Bases 164 to 3436 code for a protein of 1090 amino acids. The record is from RefSeq and is a predicted model, not a curated record. Gene Ontology annotation, biological process: nucleotide-excision repair. Gene Ontology annotation, cellular component: nucleus. Gene Ontology annotation, molecular function: single-stranded DNA binding; DNA endonuclease activity. The transcript is spliced from 15 exons.
UAUGUCGUAAACAAUGACAGUAGAAAUGUACUUUGCUGUAUUCUAGAUCUAAAACAGACGCAGGCGUGUGUGUGUGUGUGUGUGUGUGUGUAAAUGCUCAUGACUUGAUCCUGGUUAUGUAAAGUGGAUCUGAGUUGUUCAUCAGAUCUAUUAAAGAACUAUAAUGGGAGUUCAAGGUCUCUGGAAGCUUCUGGAGAGCACAGGAAAGCCCAUCAACCCAGAAACACUGGAGGGGAAGAUAAUAGCAGUUGAUAUCAGCAUCUGGCUUAACCAAGCAGUGAAGGGGGUACGGGAUCGUGAGGGGAACAAUGUCCGCAACGCUCACCUCCUCAUGCUGUUUAACCGCCUGUGCAAGUUGCUCUUCUUCCGCAUCAGGCCUGUUUUUGUUUAUGACGGAGACGCACCACUUCUCAAGAAACAGACUCUGGCCAUCAGGAGACAGAGGAAGGAGGAGAUGGUACGUGAGUCCAAGCAAACCCAUGAGAAACUCCUAAAAACCUUCCUGAAGAGGCAAGCCAUCAACGCUGCCCUGGGGAAGCACAGUCAGGAGAGCGCUCCAAGUAUCUCGUCAGUGCGAAGAGAUGAGGUGGACGAUAUGUACGUUUUGCCAGCACUGCCGCCUGUAGAGGAAAAAGAAAGAAGCAGUUCUGAGGAAGAACCAGACACAGCAGGUGAACAGACACCGGACACUUAUUUUAGUUUUCAGGAUGAUUUCUACGAGAAUCCCAAUUCUAUAGACAUCAACUCUGAGGAGUUCUCCCUCCUGUCACCCGAAAUCAAGCAUGAGAUCCUUAAAGACAUGAAGGAGUUCAGCAAGAGAAGACGCACGAUGCAUAACAAGCCUCCUGAGAGGUCGGGGGACUUCUCCCAGUACCAGCUGCAGGGCCUGUUGCAGAGGAGUAAGCUGAACCAGCGUCUGGAGGGAGUGGAGAAGGAGAUGAGCCAGCGCUCCUGUGGUGAUCUGGAGCAGCGUUACGAUCAAGAUGAGGAGCGCAACGUGGAGUCCCGCCGUCUCAUCUCAGAGGAAUCAUCACACUAUAUACUCAUAAAAGGAACACAAAAGAGUGACAAGACACCUGAACCCCAGCCAGCCUCAGAUUGUUGGUCUGGCGGCCCCUGGUCAAGAAAAGGCAGAGCCAAAGGAAAGCCUAAGCCCCUCUGGCGCCCCCUAUCAGAUGACAUCGAUGAGGAAAAUGAGCCUUCCUCCUCCUCUUCAUCUUCAGCUCUGAAAGCUGAUGUGGAGGAUCGGCCCGUAGACGCAGCACCCGCAUCCCCACGGACACUUCGGGCCAUUCAGGCAGCCAUGCUGGACACCAGCUCAGACGAGGAUGAAAGAGGAGCAGCGAGUCACCAGGAUGAGAAGGGCGGUGUCUCAAGGUCGAAAGAGCCACUCCGAAAAGUUCAGACUCAGCGGAAAUACGUCAUCAGCAGCUCAGAUGAAGAGAACGAGCCGGCGGAAACGACAAGAAGCAAGGCGGUCGAGGCAUCUCCUCAAACUUUGCUAGACAUUCAGAUGCCCAGAGGAGAUAAAGUGUCUCCUCCUGGAGCUAAGACGUUCCAACACAUCAGCUCUGAAGAGGAGGAAACGGAGGAAGGAGUCAAAAAAGAAAGCAAAGCUUCAAGAGCUCCGACUCCCACUGAAGAACCAAAACUGGAAGAAGUUGCUCCCCCGAGUUCCUCAGAUUUAGAGUCAGAUGUGGAGACGCGAGCUUCAGUCAAAGCUGACGUCCGCGAACCGGCUUGUCCACGUGAACCGAGCGCUGCUUCUGAGACCGGAAGUUUGCAGGAAGGAAGCUUGAGCGUUUCUGCUCACCGUUUUAAUUCAGACAUGAUCAGAAGUGAACCGAAAGAGGAGAAGAUUGAGGAAAUCAGUGUGAAGAGUGAAGAUGAGGGGAGCAGCUCUGACGAUGGUUUCAUCGAGGUUUCAGAAGGCGAAGAGGCAUCAGAACUAGAAGAUUCCUCAGUUGUACCGGAGGAGUUACAAGAAGAAAGUAAUACAGAAGAGCAGGAGGUGAUCAGCGAGGAGGAAAGUCAAGAUCUGAGCGGUUUAAGUCCGAGUGAAACGCAGGAGCAGGACUCGAAACCCUCUCGAGCAGACGCCGCUGCACCUGCUGCCAGCGAAUGGGACGACAUUAACCUGGAGGAGCUGGUGCGGCUGGAGAAAGAUCUGCAGGCGGAGCAGAGCAGUCUGCACGGCCAACAGCAGCAACAACAGCGCAGCGCCGCUACAGUUACAGGCCAAAUGUGCCAGGAGAGCCAGGAACUGUUGCGCCUGUUCGGUGUGCCCUUCCUGGUCGCCCCCAUGGAAGCCGAAGCUCAGUGUGCGGCCCUGGACAGGACCGACCAGACGCACGGCACCAUCACUGACGACAGCGACGUCUGGCUGUUCGGAGGACGGCACGUCUACAAAAACUUCUUCAGCAACAACAAAUACGUAGAGCACUACCAGUACCUGGAUAUUCAGAACCAGCUCGGAAUAGACAGAACAAAGCUGAUCAAUCUGGCGUACCUACUGGGCAGUGAUUACACCGAGGGGAUACAAGGGGUUGGAUACGUCAAAGGCAUGGAGAUACUCAAUGAGUUUCCUGGACUCGGCUUAGAACCACUUACACAGUUCAGAACGUGGUGGAGCGAGGCUCAAUCAAAAAAGAAGCUGGCUGAUGAUCCCAAGGACACCAAGGUGAAGAAAAAGCUGAGGGCGUUAAAGCUGCAUCCUGCCUUCCCCAAUCCCGCUGUUGCUGAGGCCUACCUUCAUCCUACAGUCGAACAAUCAGAGGGCACGUUCAGCUGGGGCCACCCACAAGUGGAUCUCAUCAAAGAGUUUUGCUAUAGCCGUUUCGGUUGGAGCAGCAGGAAGACCGAGGAAACUCUGCAGCCCGUUUUAAAACAGCUCAGCACUCAACUGACUCAAAGGCGCAUCGACUCGUUUUUCCGUCUAGAACAGCAGGAACAGCAGGCCAUCCGCAGCCAGCGCCUACGCCGAGCCGUCACCUGCCUGAAGAGGAAGGAACGCGAAGGAAUGGAUGAAGGAGAGAGUGAUGAUGAUGAUGAUAAAGUCUCUCCAGUAAAGCAGGGGAAGAAGGAGAAGGGAAAAGAGAAAGAAAGCAACUCUACACCUUCAGCGAUGUUCGAGGGGGGUUUUAUUGGGUCGGACGUGUGUCAGAACAUCCUGGAGGGGAAGAAUGGAGAGGGAAGGUGGUCUGAUGCUGUAAGCACAGAUGUGGAGAUGAAAUUAGCCAUACAGGGAAAGUCUGAACCUUCAAAGACAAAAUCAAGCAGCAGCAGCAGCAGCUCGGAGGACGAACUCGAACACAAGAAUAAAGCAAAUCUGGUAAUCGCACGCUCUGUGUUCGAGGGUAUAACAAGAGGACGAGGGAAAAGAGGGGGGCGAGGUGGAGGGAGAGGGAGGACCAACAAAAGCUUAAAAUCAAAAUAAUAAAGACUGUGAAUGAAAUGUUGUAUAAAAGAUAAAGAUGUACUAUG